Molecule: messenger RNA, 6778 nt
Organism: Gadus chalcogrammus (walleye pollock)
Lineage: Eukaryota; Metazoa; Chordata; Actinopteri; Gadiformes; Gadidae
Exons: 6
Coding region: 4591-5985 (464 amino acids)
Source: RefSeq, a predicted model, not a curated record
AGCGAGGGGGCGGUACUAGAAAAAGCAGCCACUUGAGGUACUAGAUCGCGGUGGAAACGCAAAAAAGGCGAGCUGAGUCGAGUCGAGUCGAGUCGUGUCGAGCUGGUACCAUGCAGUGGAAAAGCGGCAUUAGACUGUUGGUGGGCUUUUCAACCACUUACGAAUAUCCAUGAUGAUGAACUAGAAAUGAAUGUAAUUCCCCCUUUGCGCCUUCCCUGAAUUGAAAUAGCCUACUAUUGAGAACCUGCUAAUAUUUAUUUAUUUAGAUUAAUACAAUUAGCUGAGAUAACCUCUGCAACAACUUAAAACAAUUUCCAAGUUCAGUUUAUUAACUCAAUUUGUAACAUUUAAACAAGACUGCUAAGUCUGUGUGAAUCUCAAAACAGAGAAACAAGAGCAUAUGAUUCACUGGGGUUUGCAUUUAAUUAAAAUUAUUUUUUGUCAGCUUGUCAGCUUCAUCAGCUUAUUCCCUUUCAAAAAAAUAAUAUAUGUUCAUCUUUCAAGCAUGAAUAAAGACACCAAGUCUCUCUGUCAUGACUUUGUACGAUCAAAAUUCUUGUAAAACUUCUGACCCUUGGUAUUAUGUUUAUUUGAAUUAAAAUAAGUAACUUAUUAAAAUAAAUCAAUUUUAUAACCUGAGGGCGUUUUCAUGAGCCUCAUAGUAUUAGAACAUGUGGUACUUGUUGAUUAGCUCAGUUGUUAUGGCAAUGAAUACGCCCUCAGCUGAUAAAAUAAUGCCAGCGUCUUUUUUCAACUGAAAAUUAGCACCCAUGUAAACUUUUUCUGCUCCUUGCACGUUAUCAUGCUUAUCAUGUUACGCAGAAUUACAAGCCCCUGCCGACUAAAAAAUUAAGCAAUUCAAGAGGCGGCAUAGUUAGAAUCGCCUUGUGGUCAACUGUCAUUUAAUAGUCAUCUGACAGAUUAUGUCAAGAUUUUAAAAUGAUUAUUAUUAUUAUUAGCAGCUGGUCAUGUUAUAAACCAGCUGGUAAUCGUGGAUUUUCUGAUAAAGACUAGCAAGCCUUUUUGACAGACAUAACACGCAACGAUGAAUUAUCAAAUAUAAUUCACCGCCGGAAGUUGUGAAGGGCCCAUGCAAGUGAACGGAGCGUUAAUAAUAUAAAUAAUAAUAUAAUAUAUACAUAUUUUUUUCUUUUUUUGACAUCUGUGCCUCAAGUGGGGGGGCACAAGCAUUGUGGGGGGCGGGCCCGGCCCCCUAUGGCCCGCCCAUAGCGACGGGCCUGGUUGAGUAUGCUGCGAUCUUUAUAGCUCCAUGGCUGGCACGCGGUGGGUCCCAGUGUAAUUUGAGAAAUGCAUCCCUGCCGGCGAUUUUCAUUGGAUUAGGAAAUUAUGGGCGGGACUAUUUUGUCCCGCUCACGGACGCUCUGGCAUCUACGGAUACGAAUACUUUUGCUACACAUUUACCACCUAGGCGUGUUGCAAAACAACCUGCAAAAAACCCCACAGCUGAGACUUGCAGGAGCAGAUUUGAGCCGUUGUAAAAUGGAUUUGUGCUCGCUCAUUAAAAUGCUGAAUUAAUAUAGCGUUCACAGAUGUGCAACUUCUGAUGCAUUAGUUCAAAUUUGGGUUUACGAAUGCACACCAUUUGGGCAUGUUCUCAGAUUAUGAAACAUAGGUGUGCGAAUGUGUUUUGCAAUUCCAACUGCGCUGCAAUAAUUGUAGCGAAAGGAUUUGUUCAACUGUAACACAGAUUUGCGUACUCGUAGACCCUAUUUUGUGUUUACAAUGGUAUAAAAAAUAUUUACGACUACAAAUGUACUGUUACACAUUUGUGACUUUAGAGUACACUUGCAAAAUAAAUAUAUACGACUUCAAAUUUACUGUGACUUUAGUGUACGCAUUCAAAUUCUGCAGUUACAGGUCCUAAAGACUUUUGCUACAAUAAUACCUUCAUACACGACGACAUGCUCCCCACAAACCAAACACACAGGUUUACCCUUGACUUCAAUAAAGAAAAGAUUAGCAGUUUGAAAGUUCUGCAUUCAGCAACCAUGAAAGAGGCAAUGUUGGCUCAUGCCUCUUUUUGGCAUCAGCCAACAUUUUCACAUUUUUUCCGGGUGACAAGGAAGGUCAACAGUUCAGGGGUGACACGGAGGGAAGACAGGUUGUCAAUCACACGCAUUUCACGUGCACAGUUGACGUGCAUGAUUGCGUGCACUGUGAGAAUAAAUGGGCUUCAAAAUAAAAGCAAUGCGGUUUUAGUCCACCCAUACGGAAAAUAUGUUUUCUUUCUUUUUUUUUUCUUUUUCUUUUUAAUUAUCAUGUCAUCUUUCGCGGGCCGGUCAGAACCAUCCCGCGGGCCGUAUUUGGCCCGCGGGCCGUACAAUGCAAAGGUCUGGUAUAGAUGCUUGAUAGUGGGCCAAGAGAUAAUGUGGGGCCGCGUUGCGACGAAGCGGCCGCGCGAACCCGACAAGCAUGCCGCCCCGUGAUUGGCCGGCCCAAACGGCCCACGAGAGGCCGCGGCCCCUCUGGCAUCUGCCCGAAUGCCAGUCCGUCCAGUCCGUACUGGAUACCGGUUUGAUAUAUAUGUAUAUAUGUAAGGUUUGUCUCACUUGCAGGGGUGGACUGGGACAAAAAUGCAGCCCUGGCAUUUUCUGUCCAGACCAGCCCACUACAUUGUCAGCACUAGGGGUGGGACGAGACGAACGGGAAGAACCCUGUAUGUACUUGAUUAAAACAAUUGAAUCAAGUACAUACAUUCGAAUAAUAGUACAGCACUGUAAAUAGCAGUUGUUACUUUUUUUUUUUUUCUUUUUUUUUUUAAAGUUUGUGUCUCUUGUGCUGCUGACAAGACAGGUGUGAAACCCGAACAGGAAAUAACAAACCUCCUGUGGUCGCUGCAUCUCCUCCCCCCAUAUCUACAAAACCCUUGUUAAAUAUCACACUUGAUCCAACGAUAAAUUAUCUCUUGCAGUUUUUAGUCUGUGAAAAUCUUUUGGUGUAAGACCAGCAUUAAUUAAAACCAGACUCAGAAAAAUAAUAACAAAAUAUCCUGACAAAUAAUCUAAAUAGAAACAUAUUACAACAUAUUAGUAGCAGCAUUAGAGCUGAACUCAUUUGUUUUAACGGUGACUCAGUCAUUAUGAAACCAUGAAUAGAGAAUUUAAAUAGGGAACGUGUAUGUGCACAUGUAUGUAUACAUGUGCACAUACACGUAUAUGAGAAUGCAUAUCUAUUCAGACCUGUAAUUCAUGUCUUAGACUUUUUCAAAAAAAAAAAUUCAAUUAUAGACAAUAUAUAUAUUGCCCUACUUCCUCAUCCGCAGCCAGCCAGCUACACUCCUCGCCAAAUUCAUGACCUGCAAUAAACAACAAACAGAACUUGUACUCAGUAUCUGUGUACUGACAAGUAUAUGUAGCCAUGUAGCCUUUUUGUGAUGAAGUGACACUUAGUGAACAAAUUUAUCUGAUGAAGGAUGACUUAAGUCUGAAAAGAGCCCUAAGGCCUACCUGCAUAACUGUUAAUUGAACUCAAAAAAGAUAUUCAGAUGUUUGAAAUUAAAAUCCUAAAUAUGAAAAUCUUCAACCAGGAAAUAAUCAUAAUCAAACCUUUUGUUUCAAUCUGAGACAAAACAAAUUGCAUAAUAAACUCACAAAGUCAAGACGAAGCUGUCGAGAGAGAAAUAAACAAAACAUAGCGGACUGGACCGGCCCACAUUAGGUCAACGGCCCACCGGGACGAUGCCCGGUAUGCCAGAUGGCCAGUCCACCCCUGCUCACUUGUAUUCAUUUGACUCUUAAAUAACUUGAAUUGAACUUUAGAUGUUAUGGGAUAAGCAGCACAGCAGUCAGGGAGCUACUUAAAGCUAUAAUAAACUGUGCAUUUUGUUUAUUUAGGUAAAGAAUUAUGAUAAAAUGUAGGCUACAUGCACAAUAAAGCAUAAAAAAAUAAAUGCUGCGCGCUACUCGUGCAUUUUCUUUUCGCUCUAGGCUGAACCCCUGAUGUUUCAGAAACCUAGAAACGCCGCUGCCAGAAAUUAACAAAAAGCGUAUCAAAAUCCCAAAGUGAUAGGCCGACUACACAUUACAUAGAAGGCAUGGUCCAAUGCUGCAGGGGUUGACCUCAGAUUAACAGAGGCGGUCAGAGAGACGACCACAGCCUAAGAAAUGUUAUAGGCGUGGCUGCUUUUAAACGAUACCCAAUAUUUGCCUACGAGUAUCAAAGAGCUUUGCCAUUACGACCUCAUGCAUGGGUGGAGCUUGAUUUCAGAAACACACGCACGCGAGCGCACACACACACGCGCGCGUGCCCAUGUACACGCUCAUGCACACGCAUGAUCAUAAUAGCGCACGUAGGCUAUGUUUGCCCUCUCAAGGAAGAGACAACUAACCAAUCAAUAGACCUCAAGAUCAAGUCGCGGAUGCUUCGUCUCGGUGAACUCCAGGGAGGACAUUUACAAAGACACCUGGUCUGCACCGCUUUUAUUUGGGAUAUGUUAUAGCGACUCUGGAAAGCCAUGUAUUCAGUGCAAGUAGACGACUGAAUCUGUUUAUUCCCCUGUCAACUGCUGACUGCGAGCUCCCUCGGGCCUGUCCACUCCUCGUCCUGACUCCUCCUCCCGACUCCGUUCCCAUGGCGAUAGGGAUGGAGAACUGGACGGUUAGGAGGGGUAAGUGUGUCCUGCUCCUCGCCCUGUGUUCGGUCUUCAUGCUCCUGAGCUUCCUGGACAUUCGUCUGCUUGUUCCAAGACUGUUCCGACCAUUACCGCCAUCCGCUGACCCCGCCCCCAACCUCGCCUGUGGCGCCGUGGCCGCCGAGACCAUCACGCCGCUGGCCCACACCAAACACCUGCUGGUGUCUGCGUUCGCCGACCGGCGGGAGGGGAAGUUCGACGUGCGCAUCAUCGGCAUGUUCCGGCGGGACUCAGUGCAGCCACUCCGCUGCGUCUUCUGCUGCUCCAACGGGACGCUGGCUGCCGGCCAGUCGGCCAGCAAGACCCCCGCCAAGGUCCUGACGCACUCGGACCACUUCGGCUUCCCCUACGGAGCGACGGACGUCCUGUGCCGGAUCCCCGGCGGCUGCCUGGCCACCCACGUCACCCUGGUGCCGGAGGACCAUGGCCCGGACGCCACCGCCCUCAACCGCACCUUCCUGCCCAUCAGGAACCGGGGGGGCGGGGGGGCAGCCUCCCUGCCCCAGCUCAACCUCACCGUCUGCAUCUCCAACCUCUUCGGAGACUACAACAACGUCCUGCAGUUCACGCAGACUCUGGAGAUGUACAGGCUGCUGGGGGUCAACCGGGUGGUAAUCUACAACACCAGCUCGGGGCCGGACCUCAGCCGCCUGCUGCACAGCUACAGCCAGGAGGGCUUUGUGGAGGUGGUGCCCUGGCCCAUCGGCCGCCACCUCAUCCCGUCCAGGGGCUGGCAGCCUACCCUAUUCCCCGGGGACAUCCACUACUACGGCCAGCUCACCACGCUCAACGAGUGCUCCUACCGCUACAUGGAGCGCUCCCGCUACGUCCUGCUCAACGACAUCGACGAGAUCAUCACGCCCUACCGGCACGGUGACCUGGUGGCCGCCCUGACCAGCCUGCAGCAGCAGCACCCCAAGGCGGGGGUCUUCCUCAUUGAGAACCACAUAUUUCCCAAAAUCCACUUUGAGCCCAGUGGACGGUUCCACCGGCGUCAGUGGGAAGGGGUGCCCGGGGUGAACAUCCUGGAGCACAUCUACAGAGAGGAGCCAAACAGGGCGGUCCACCACCCCUACAAGAUAAUAGUCCAGCCCAGGUCCCUCCAGCAGACCUCCGUCCACUCCGUGCUCCAGAGCUUUGGGGAAGUGGUCCAUGUCCCGCCGGACGUGUGCCGCAUCGUCCACGUGCGCGUCCCCCUGCAGGGUCACCUUACCCUGGACCAGCUCCACGUGGACCAGCGCCUCUGGGACUUCAGCGAGAGGCUGGUCCCCCGGGUGGACUGGGCCCUGAGGAGGGCGGGGCUGCUGAGGUCGGAGGUUACCACGCCCAGCUGAUGGAGGGGGGGCGAGCCACCACUUUCUCUCAAACUUUGGGGUCAAACUGCACAUGGUGGACGGUGUUAAAAUGAGGAAUUGAUUUCUUCCUCAAUUCAGAAGAAGUAACAAGGGGAAGUGGUUUGUUUGUAAUAUGGGUCCCAUGGCUAUUGUACUCUUUUGUACUCAGUACUGAACUGAACAAUAAAAACAAACAAUAAGAUUGAUGGGGACUACAAAUAUCUUUGAAGGCAGGUGUAAUUACUAAGAGGUUGAAUAUUACAAUAGACCUGCAAUGUUUGGCUGUUAUCCUCACCUGAGCUUCCUCAUUGCACCUCAGAGCCGAAAUCUCUUCUUCAUAAGGUGGAUUAACUCGUUAACCUGAUCAGGCACUUGCAACCGAAAUCCUCAAGUUAUUAAAUAAGUGCUAGGAAGUGGGUCCCUUGGACAGAAAGUAGGACCAUCAGAGCCGGAAGUGGGACCACCGGGACAGGAAGUAGGACCCUGGGACAGGAGCCGGGGCCCUGGAUACUUGCCGAAUAUGUGGAUGGUUUAGCUCAUCGCUUGAGUAAUGUUUUCCUGUCUAGAGACUCCAUUCAAAUUUUAAAAUAUUCACAAUAGCUUUGAAUUGCGCACUUCUUUUCAAGUUUUUACAUAUAUUUUAUACUUUUUAAGAUAUUCUACUUUCUGUCUACUGUCAAUUGGCCGUCCCCUUGUGUGUGCGGUGCGCUGUGUGUUGUGUGUCGAAUUUAAAUAAAGGCAACUCUCGGGAGUCGUGCGGUGUAUGGGGCAUGAGAGUUGCGUAACCGCUUGA